AUGCCUUAUGGACCUCGCCCAGAGUGGAUCGUCAUGUGCGGCACUUGUCAUAGAGAUCUCGAAUGGUUCAUUUGCAAGACUAAUGCCAAUGGAAACAAAGGAAAAUGGAUGGCUCGUUGUGUUGUGGGCGAAUGUUGCUUUUUCCACAGUGCAUAUGGUCAAAACGGCAUGCCACUGCAAUCACCUGAACUCUCCCAAGGCAAAAUCACCUUGCAGUCACCACCUCAAAAGAAAUGUUGCAGGGCUAAGGCCAAGUGCUGUAUUUGUGGCUGCUCCAUUAUUCAUAUUAAUGUAAAGUGUGGGCAGGGUGUCUGUGCAAGACACUUUCAUGGACUUGGCGGCUGUGGUCUCAAAGACCAUGCACCAUUGGACAAACCCCUCGCUGAUGAUAAUGAUCUUCAACAAGAUUCUCACUUAGACAGAGAUGUUCUUGAACUGUCUGAUAAUCCAACCAAGGAGGAGGAAGAUCAGCUGAUCUCGCCUCCCCCUCCUGCUCUGGAACUUCCUUCUGCACCAGCAGCAGGUCCAUCUAAUGCCAAGAGCAAGAAUCAUGCUCUGGAUCUUCCUUCUUCUCUAGGCUCAGCAGCAGGACAUUCUCAUCACAUUCAGUCCAAACCUCCACCUAAGUCUAUGUCAAACAUACAACCCAAGCAUUCUUUGCAGCUUCCACCCUUCUUUACUGCACAGCUGGAGCGGAAACAUCAUCUGGAUGAGAAACAGCAUCAUGUCACCAUACAUGCAUUUAUCCAGAAUGGUGAACCACCAUCAUCCUUUGUCUUCCAGACAGGAUUCCAAUGGCUGCACUUCUACCUUAUGUAUGAGGUGCUCCGUGAGCUCGAUCUACCUGCUACCAACCUCGAUGACAUUGGAGAUGCUUACCAGCCAUCUAAGCUAUAUCUUUUUGAUCUGAGUGCAGGGGCUUGGCGAGGGAUCCACCAGGAUCAUAUGAUCACACUAAAAAAUCACAAUGAGUCCUUGAUUCUCAGAGCGUCAGAUGUGACUGACUGUGCUGGCCUUGAUGUACUCCUGCAAUCACAAGCAGCAUUGUUGGUUGAUCCCGCAGUUCUGAACAUCUGUGAGCACCUUCAUGCUGAUCAUGCAAGUGUUCACAUUGCUAACCGUGCCUACAAACAAGCUCCAGUAAAGCCAGAGCGAGCCGAGCUAGCUCUUCCAACUCGCCUGCAUUUGUCACCUUCAAGUCCAGCCUUAUCAAGUGAACUUGAGGUGGAAGCCCUCCUCAAAUGUGCCCCUGCACAAAGUAUCAGUGCAAGCCCUGUGCACCCCUCUGCUUCUCCAUACCGACAACUUGUUUGCUCUGACUCAGUUGAAGUCGUUCAGCCUAUUUACCUAUCACCAUCACCUCCACUGUGGCAUCCAUCACCAUCCCUACCUGCACAACAUCUACCAAGUCUUGCUCCCAGUCUCACUCCGCCUCCAUCUCAAGGGUCCGCUUGGACAUCACAUGACAACACAUCUUCAGAUGCUAUAGACCUUGAUGAUAUCAAGGUGUGGCCAGCUGACUUCCAUGUUGUUGAUGUGGUAGAGGGUUUUUGUGGCUGCAAGAUUGCCAGAAAGACAAGGAGGGUCAGUGUUUAA
This is a messenger RNA of Suillus bovinus, 1596 nucleotides long. RefSeq lists its product as uncharacterized. The transcript is spliced from 6 exons. The record is from RefSeq and is a predicted model, not a curated record. Lineage: Eukaryota; Fungi; Basidiomycota; Agaricomycetes; Boletales; Suillaceae. Bases 1 to 1596 code for a protein of 531 amino acids.